This is a messenger RNA of Trypanosoma conorhini, 1797 nucleotides long. RefSeq lists its product as uncharacterized. Bases 1 to 1797 code for a protein of 598 amino acids. The record is from RefSeq and is a predicted model, not a curated record. The transcript has a single exon. NCBI's taxonomy places the organism in Eukaryota, Euglenozoa, Kinetoplastea, Trypanosomatida, Trypanosomatidae.
AUGGCGUCGUCCUUUUUGGUUCCCUUCACGCUGCACGUUAAGCGAUCAGAGCUGUGCGAGUCGCUGCAAGACGAACUUGGGCCCCUAUUAUCAUUACUGCGCGGGGAAGCGGUUCUCUCGCCCAGAAGUAACGAAGCACCCGUGCGAAACGCGGCUAGUGCCAACGUGCUGCAGCAUCUGCUAGAGGACAUUGCCCUGCCGUCGCUCAACGCGGACUUGGAGCUUGUCAAUGACGGCACUCUCAACUUUGUUGCCGGCGCCAGGCGUGCUGCGCGCUUCGAGCACAGCUACGUGAGGCUCAUCUUUCAAGAGUACUGCAGACGCAAAAGCAUUGAAAAGGAGCGAGCAGAGGCGCUAGACGAGUGUAGGAGGUCGCGGCAGGCGCUGGUGGACGCCGAACUCCCACUGGACGUCCGCGCGUCGCUAGCCGCAUUGGAGGCGGAAGAGUCCGAAGAGCGUGCGGCGGUGACGGUGGCGUACAAAAGUUUUCUAGACUGGGUAGACGCGACCACGCCGGAGUGGCUGGAGGCGGCGCUUCGUCUGGAAAAGGGGAGGCAGGCGAAGGCCGCUGCCAUCGACGCGGCGAAGCGCGCCUUGGAGGAGGAGCUUGCGCAGCAGGGCAAUGCCGCGACGAAGGGUGCGGUGGGCACCGCCACCGAUGACGCAUCCCUGCGGCAAAAAGCCAUUGCCAUGAUCGAGCAGGAACAGGAGCGUCGUCUGCAGGCACAGGAGGAUCGGAUAAAUAUGCUACGCAGCCAGGAGGAGCAGUUGCGACGCCAAAUUGAGGAUAACAGGCGGCGGAGUGAGGCGGAGAAGGAGCAGCAGCGCGCGGCCGAGCUGGAACGCAGGUACAGAGGGCUGGUGGAGCAAGAGGGCUCCUUGCAGCAGCGCUUGUCGCAGUAUGAGCAGGCGCGGAUGCGGCGCGAGGAAGAGCGCCGUGUGCUGCUGGAGCAUAUUGAGGCUGAGGAGCAGUUACUCCGCCGGCGCCUGGAAGAGAGGGAGGCGCAGCGAAAAAAGGCGGAGGAGGAAAAGGAAAAACUGGAGCGCGAGCAUCGUGAAGAGCUUUACGAACACGUGGAGGCUGAGGAAGCCCUGCUGCGGCGCCGACUUCAGCGCUAUGAGGAGGCACGGACGCUGGAGAAGGAAGCGGCGAAGAGGCGGGCGGAAGAGGAACGCGAGGAGCUUUACGAACACGUGCGUGCUGAGGAGGAAAUCUUGCGACGGCGCCUUGAGCAGCGGCGGAAGGAGGCGGAGGCGGAGAAGAUUAGGCGUGACGCGGAGCAGCAGACGCGGCAAAGAGAUGCGCUACUCAAAGCCCUGACGGUGGAGACAUCCGCGUUGGAAGGGCGCAUGCGUCACCGAGAGGAGGAGGCCCACCGGUUGCGGCGGCUGGAGGACGCAAAGCGGGAGGAGGAGCUACGCUUGCUGGUCGAAAUGGAGGCAAAGCAGAGCCGCGUUAUGGAGGAACACAGGAGACAGCUUCAGACACAGCCGCAACCGCGUCAAUCUCAGCAGCACCACCAACAUCAGCUGCAGCAGCCGUACCAGCCCGCUUCUGCCAAUAACCACAUUUAUUAUGAUCCACUGUCGCCGACCCCUCCUCUACCGCCGCCGCAGGCUGCAAGUGGUGGUUCCGCAGCGGCUGCAACCUCUCCAGGUGCGUACCCGUGGGGAGGCAGCACUGUUCCAUCUUCGUACUGGCAGUACGCUUACUAUCAGCCACACCCACAGCAGACGCAGACGCAGACGCAGCCGCCACCAUCGCCAGGUUACAUGUCGUUUUCAGUUGAGAGAUGA